AUGUUGGGCUCCAUGAUAUCCAGAAUUAAACAAGAAGAGGACAGGAUCGUUCACGGAAGCAGGCUCAGCGUUGGGAACGGCAGAGACGCCAUUGACGACGUAAUCGCCAACAGCGGGAUAGACAUCGACAAGGUGGAGGCCAUGGUAGACGUGCCCUCUUUUGGUGGCCGGAGUGUGUACGGUAGCGUCGGGGGAAAUAAAAGUUAUCAUAGCUCUAGUAUCUGUAGCGGUAGGAUUCACGGCGGAAGGCGAACUGACCCAAGGGGGCAACGCCCUCAAAACCGCGCUGCCGGUGGAGCCGGGGUUCGCUCGCACAACCAGCAAUCCUCUCGUCGUGGCACUUUUGAUCCGCGUCGUGCUUAUUCUUCCCACCGAGUGAGGACCCCGGCUUAUCAGAAUGUCGUUGAUGCGACUCCCAAAACGCCACUGUACCUCGAUUCAAGGCAGCCAACCAGCCCGGUCUACCGACCAGAGGCUUCCACAAGCGCAUUGUAUUCGCCUUCGUACCGUUCUGGUUCUUCGUUCUCUCCCAUGAGCCCGGUUUACACUCCAAAGAGCCCUGCAUACAACCCCGCAGUGGGAGCCCAGAGGGGCGCGACGUUGUCUCCCAUGAGCCCGGUUUACACUUCAAACCCUGUGGUCGGUGUCCGAAUGUUUUCUCCCAUGAGCCCGGCUUACACUCCAAAGAGCCCUGCAUACAAUCCUGUGGCGGGUGUCUCUAAUAAGCUCCAGGUGUUCUCCCCUUGCUAUGCCGGAACUGCGUACACUGCCACCAAUCCAUCCGUCGUAUCGGGUAAGAUGUCGCCAUGCUAUGAGUCCUCCGCACCAAGCCAGAGCCAUAGAAGCAAGAGAAAAGCCACGCGAGAGGCCUCCUCAGCGGGUGCAAAAAGAAGCAAAGACGGACCUCUCCCGUCGGUCAAGAAAGUCACCUUCAAAAUUGACCAGACUUGUCAGAAAAAAGAUGGAGGCACGAGUAACCAAUGGAGCCAAAUGGAGGGGAAAGUGUCUGUAAAGAAGCUACGCGAACCGAACCAAAUGCGCAGCCUGGAUGUAGUCAGCUCUAGUAGCCCCUCGAAAUGUAAUAGUGCCCAGGAUGGAAGGGUGGAGUAUGAUCCAUGCCAACCACAAUUCAGUCCAAGCUACGACCCAGAUCCAUAUUUUAACUUACGAGAGUACAACCCAGUCUUUCCCUCUUGCUUUGACUAG
This is a messenger RNA of Seminavis robusta, 1206 nucleotides long. Lineage: Eukaryota; Bacillariophyta; Bacillariophyceae; Naviculales; Naviculaceae. The record is from the annotation of a GenBank genome assembly.